AGAAAACCUGUCGUUCGGAUUCAGUCGUUUCUAGUGAUCAACAAUGCGGAAUGUUUUUAUGGCAUUUUGAUUCUCUUUCGCUAAUUAUGGAUAUGGAUUCGAUGUUCGUAUAACAAACAGUAAACCUCGGAUUGAGGAGAUCGUCCAGUCAAAGACUCCAGUCCUGAAAGCAAGAAUCCCCAAGAUGGAGGAACACGAAGAAGAGAAGGAACCUAAUUCUUUUUCUUCUUCUCCUCCUCCUGCCGAGGCUCCUCCAUCUGAGCAACCAUCAACACAAGCCGAUGCCCCUCCAUUUGAUCCCAGUCGAAUGAUCGGUAUCAUCAAGAGGAAGGCAUUGCUAAAAGAGUUAGCUGCUGUCUAUCAUGCACAGUGCCUCUCAUAUUGUCGGGAACUUUUGGAACUUCAAAAGAAAUGGGAAGAGCCAUUUGUAGAUGCCAAAACUCCUGAUGAUUCCAGAAAAGAGACGACGAGGCCUUCAAAACGUGUGAAGAAGCCGCGCGAAGCCCCUCUUAAUGUAUUUGCAUCCUGCUUUUGCUGAAACUGUAAUUGAUGUGCAUAAGUUGUUAAUUAGUUAGUUAUAUAUAAUUCUCUUUCAGGACGAGGAAUCAUAGAUUUUUGGCUCAUAUAAACUCCGGAUACUUGGUGCAUCUCUCACCAAGUAUCUUAUAAGCCGGGUAUUAAUAUAGAGAAUUGAACCCG
Tripterygium wilfordii is the source of this 699-nucleotide messenger RNA. RefSeq lists its product as uncharacterized. The record is from RefSeq and is a predicted model, not a curated record. NCBI's taxonomy places the organism in Eukaryota, Viridiplantae, Streptophyta, Magnoliopsida, Celastrales, Celastraceae. Bases 185 to 538 code for a protein of 117 amino acids. The transcript has 3 exons.